AUGGCCCGAGCAGGGCCCGAGCAGGGCUACAUCCGCACCGUGCUGGGCCAGCAGAUCCUGGGCGAGCUGGACAGCUCCAGCCUGGCGCUGCCCUCCGAGGAGCGGCUGAAGCUGUCGGGAGAUCGCGCCGGGGAGGAGAAAGCGCUGCGGAUCCAGCGGCAGGUCCAGCAGACGCUGGCCAGGAAGAGCCGGGGCUCGCUGUACAAUGGCAGCCUGCACCGUGCAUCCAGUGUACCAGAGCGUGUCUACAACAUGGGGAUCACUGAGAAUGAUUCUGCACCAAGGUCUCCCUACAGCUUCUCAUAUUACCAGGCAAACCAGGUCGCCUCCCCGUCCUCUUACACCAACGGCUGGGGGACAAGGAUUGCCUACAGGACGAUGGAGGAGAGAGCUCAAAGGCAGCCUCUGAAGAGACUGGAGGUGUCACCCCAAAGAAACCCGGACAGGUUGGCCUACAUACCCAAGGAUUUUCACUACGAUGGAGGGAUCCCAGCUGGGCUGUCCCUGAGGCACGGAGGAGAUGGCCUGAGGUGCAGUGGGACCGUGCCGCCGCGGUACGCCCGCUCCGAGAUCGUCGGCUACAGCCUCCAUGACUCCGUGCACCGGGGCCGCUCCUUCAGGGGACGCUCCCGCCUGGGGGCUGCCAGCGACGCUCUCCUCGAUGGGGCCUACCCCAGCCCUGCUGCCCCUCUGCACCACCAGCCUGGCAACAGCCGCAGCAUGAGCAACCUCCUGGAGAAGGAGAACUACCUGGCCUCGGAGAGCGCCGUGGGACAAGUGAGGUCCCCGGCCGCGUCCCGCUUGUCUCAGAACAGGCACUCCGUGAGGUCCAGCUUCUACCAAACCUCCUUCAGAAACACCCAGAGCAGGAGGGGGGUUUCCCAGCCAGCUUCCAUAGGCAGUGUCACUGCAGAAACGGAUGGGAAGAGGAUGCCAGUGACAGCUGCCGUGGCCGCAGCAGGGAGGAAUGGGUUCCUGCAGAGCGAGCAAGCGACCCUCAAUGGAUCUCAGCUGGGGAGCCCAGAAGUGGAGAUGACCCUGGAGCGUGCAGUGAGCAUUCUGAAGAGUGAAAACACACAGUCCACCCCCAGGAUCCUUGCUGCAGUGACUUUCAUUCAGCAUGAGUGCUUCCAAAAAGCAGAUGCCAGGAGAAAAGUCUUCUCACUUGGUGGUAUCCCCAAGCUUUUGCAGCUCCUUGAGGUUCAGAAUGAGGACAUUCAGCGGGCGGCAUGUGGUGCUCUGAGGAACUUGGUGUUUGAGGACAAUGACAACAAGCUGGAAGUGUCGGAGCAGAAGGGGAUCCCGCUGCUGCUCCGCCUGCUCCGGCACACCAGGGACAUAGAGACCAAGAAGCAAAUCACAGGUUUGCUGUGGAACCUGUCCUCCAAUGACCAGCUGAAGCACCUGUUGGUCAGAGAAGCCCUGCAGACCCUGACUGAAGCUGUCCUCAUCCCCCACUCAGGCUGGCCAGACAGAGAUUACCCAAAAUCAAGUGUUCUGCCUGACCCUGAUAUCUUCUACAAUGCCACAGGAUGCCUGAGAAACAUGAGCUCUGCUGGCCCAGAAGGAAGGAAGAAGAUGAGAGAAUGUGAGGGCUUGAUUGAUUCUCUUGUGUAUUAUAUCCAAGGAGCUAUUGCAGACCAUGAGCCCAAUGACAAGGCCACAGAGAACUGCGUGUGCAUUCUACACAAUCUUUCCUACCAGCUAGAGCUCGAGCUCCCUGAGAGCUAUGCCCAGAACAUAUAUGUGCAAAGAAGAAACAUUUCUAACAACGAUAAAACACCAGGCUGUUUUGGAACACGGAGCAGAAAAGUAAAAGAGAAGCAGCAGGACACCCCGCUUCCUGAGGAAAAGAGCAAUCCCAAAGGUGUUGAGUCGCUCUGGCAUUCUACGCUGAUUAGGAUAUACCUCUCCUUAAUAGCAAAGAGUACCAGAAGCUACACCCAAGAAGCAUCCCUGGGAGCUCUCCAGAACCUCACAGCUGGCACUGGACCAAUGCCAUUGGCAGUGGCCCGCACUGUUGUGCAAAGGGCCAACGGGCUCCCGAGCAUCCGCGCCAUGCUGCACGUCAGCCACCCCGCCGUGAAGAAGACAGCGGUCUCCCUGCUCAGGAACCUGUCCCGAAACCCCUCCCUGCAAAAUGACAUAGCCAGAGAAGUCCUGCCUGACCUGGUGUCAGCCCUGCCCGAGUGUGUGCCAGGCAGUGAGGUUGCCUGUGAAACCACAGCAUCCAUCUGCUACACCCUGUUCAACCUGACCCAGGGCAGCUCACACAACGCCCGGCUGCUGCUCAGCGCCCACGGCCUGCCCAAGAUCAUUGCCAUCAGCAUGAAUGACAGCAAUAUGUUCAGCAAAGCCAGCAGGGCUGCUUCAGUCCUCCUCUACUCCCUGUGGUUACACACCGAUCUCCACAGUGCCUACAAAAAGGCUGACUUCAAGAAGGCAGAUUUCAUCAACAGCAGGACCACAAAAGCCUACAACUCACUGAAAGAUUGAGCACAACACCAGGAAAAGAGAUCCUACAGCAGCCAGUGUAACCAUCUUCACAGGGCUGGUGUCACCACCAUGAUCCACAAAGUAUCUCAGAGAAAAAAAGGAGCUGAUUUGCUAUAAAGACU
This is a messenger RNA of Agelaius phoeniceus (red-winged blackbird), 2618 nucleotides long. It is a transcript of the gene PKP2, whose product is annotated as plakophilin 2. Gene Ontology annotation, molecular function: protein binding. Gene Ontology annotation, cellular component: cytoplasm; intercalated disc; nucleus. NCBI's taxonomy places the organism in Eukaryota, Metazoa, Chordata, Aves, Passeriformes, Icteridae. The record is from RefSeq and is a predicted model, not a curated record. Gene Ontology annotation, biological process: heart development; desmosome organization; protein localization to plasma membrane.